Molecule: messenger RNA, 4525 nt
Organism: Labrus bergylta (ballan wrasse)
Lineage: Eukaryota; Metazoa; Chordata; Actinopteri; Labriformes; Labridae
Product: ectonucleoside triphosphate diphosphohydrolase 7
Biological process (GO): UDP catabolic process
Cellular component (GO): Golgi apparatus
Molecular function (GO): UDP phosphatase activity; GDP phosphatase activity
Source: RefSeq, a predicted model, not a curated record
CGAAGACGACACGGAAGACGAAGAAGAAGACGAAGAAGAAGAAGAAGACGACUUCUCUUCGGCUCAUCUCCUUCUUCAAAAUAGUCUUCGUGGAGUAAAGUGAGAAAAAAAACGUAUUUAUUAUCGUUUUUGUUGAAGGGACGACUUUUUCAACGACUGACUGUCCAGUCAUGGCGGAGGAAAAGCAUAUUUAGAGGGCACUUCACAACCCUGGAAAGGAUCCUUAUCAGACCACUGGCACCAUGAGGUGACGACUGUGACAUCGUGUACUGUUUCUGACGCGGACACAUGGCAAGGAUCAGUUUCUCCUGCCUGCCGGCCUCAUGGUACUGCAGCGUGUCCCUGCUGUCUCUGAGCUGUGUCUCCAGGCAGAGACUGCUGCUGCUGCUGCUCUUCAUCACAUCCGCCCUCCUCCUGGCUUCAUACCAGAGGCAGCUGUGGGGCCCACAGCGACGGCCAGGGUCCCAUGUAAAUAAGUACCUCUCCAUUGCAGAGACCAUGGAGGCCACUGACAUCCUCAACCCGGCUCUGAAUUAUGGGAUUGUGGUGGACUGCGGCAGCAGCGGAUCUCGGGUCUUUGUGUACUACUGGCCCCCCCACAACGGGAACCCUCACACCCUGCUGGACAUCAGACAGAUGAAGGACCGCGACCGCAAACCUGUCGUCAAGAAGAUCAAACCUGGUAUCUCCACUCUGGCAAAAACGCCAACUCAGGCCAGCGACUACCUCCAUCCUCUGCUCAGCUUCGCCGCUGCUCACGUCCCGAGGACUAAACACAAGGAGACACCGCUCUACAUCCUCUGCACAGCUGGCAUGAGGCUUCUCCCUGAGAGCCAGCAGGCAGACAUCCUGGAGGACUUGAUCACUGAUGUCCCCCUGGAGUUUGACUUCUUGUUUUCACGUUCCCACGCUGAGGUCAUCUCUGGGAAACAAGAAGGAGUGUACGCAUGGAUUGGCAUUAACUUUGUGUUGGGCCGCUUUGAUCACGCUGAUGACGAGGACGCCACAGUUGAGGUGACAACUGGCUCUCAGAAUCAGCAGCCAAUCAGCAGGCGGCGUACGGUGGGCAUCAUGGAUAUGGGAGGAGCUUCACUGCAGAUUGCUUAUGAAGUGCCGAGUGCCAUCACCUUCAUUUCACCACAAGAGGAGGAGGCGGGGAAGAGUGUCCUCGCAGAGUUUAAUCUGGGCUGUGAUGUUGAACACACACAACACGUUUACAGAGUCUACGUCACCACGUUCCUCGGCUUCGGGGGAAACAUGGCCAGGCAGCGCUACGAGGACCAGCUGGUCAACAACACACUGGCAAAGAACAGGUUUCUGACCGCGCAGACGGGCCUGAGUGAGGACAAACCAUACCUGGACCCGUGUCUGCCAGCCGGUCUGUCAGACACGGUUGUGAGAGCCAACCACACGCUGUACCUGAGGGGUCAAGGAGACUGGACUCACUGUCAGGAGGCUGUGCGUCCUUUUCUAGGCCUCCACAACGGCACCAUGUCACCACGGGGCAUCUACCAAGCCCCGAUCAACUUCAGCAACAGUGAGUUCUACGGUUUCUCUGAGUUUUUUUACUGUACAGAGGACGUGCUGAGGCUCGGGGGACACUACGACAGUGAGAAGUACUCUCAAGCUGCUAUGGAGUACUGCUCGACCAAGUGGUCAACUCUAAAACAGCGUCUUGACAACAAGCUUUUCUCUCAGCAGGCGGACAUGGGCAGACUAAAGUAUCAGUGCUUCAAGUCAGCCUGGAUGUACGAGGUGCUACACUCCGGAUUCCGUUUCCCCACCGACUACACGAGUCUGAAAACAGCUCAGCUGGUUUAUGACAAGGAGGUCCAGUGGACUCUGGGAGCCAUCCUGUUCAAAACCCGCUUCCUGCCUCUCAGGGACCUUCAGCAGGAAACAUUGCGGCAGAACCACCCCAGCUGGCUGCGAUCCUCCUUCGUCUACAACCACCACCUGUUCUCGCUCUGCAUCCUGGUGGUGGUGCUCGCCAUCCUGCUCUACAUCCUGCGCCUGCGGAGGAUCCACCAGCGGGAGCAGCGUCAGGCCGAGGUCCUGGACCUCAUCUGGGUGGAGGAGGGAGAGGCCCUCAUCGCCUGAGAAACUCGUUUGGAAUGGGUCGUUUACAAUGGAUGACCUGAAGGGUCUUUUUGACUUGGAAAUAACCAAUAUGCAAAGGAUGGAUACAUACAAAGACCUAAGAAUUUAUAGCCUGAAAAAACAUCCAGGUAAAAAAAAAAGAGCCUUUAAAUCAAACUGCUCUGUUCACUCUUUAACCAUGCAGCUUUAACAUGAAUCAUUUUGGUUUGCUGCUCUUUUCUCCUGGAAUCCUAAACCAUGUGUCUGUUUGGGUGUUCAACUUAAAGUCCGUUUAUCCAAACCCGGUGGGUUCAAAAUGUCUUCACUGCUGAGCAAGGAGACGGAGGUGAUAAAGCUCCCUGGUAACAGGAUAUUUAAAUAAGAAUUUAGAUCGCAAGACCGUUAAACAUCCAUUCAGGAGAACGCAAAGAAGAGGCGAUUUCACCUUGCUAAGGAUUCAUGUUGUUUUCCAUCAAAAACAAAAUCAUAGAAGUCCAUCACAGCUCCAUCUUAACUAAAGCUAUGAUGAUGAAGCAGUCCUUCACAGUUACAGCUCACAUAAAAGAUCAUGUUUAUAUUGUGUGGGACAGAGAUGUUGGAGAUGGGAAAAAGCUGUAAUGUAAAAUCAUUUUGGAUAUUGAACAUCUGACUGUUUAAGACCGGCCACCGUACAGGUGUUCAACAACCUAACCUCUCAUCCCGUCCCUCCUUAAAGCCACAAGGAGGAACAGGAUCUAAAUAUAUAUAUAUAUAUAUAUAUAUAUAUACACAGUAAAUGGCAUUCCAAUGUUUCUAGAUCCAUUCCUUCCCCUCAACUCAAACUCAUUGACUAUCUUCAUCAGGUGACACGACAUUCCCAAAUGCGAACAGAGUCUGAAGAUAGAGACGCUUUCACCUCCUCAUAAAUCUUAAUUUUUACCUCCUGAAAUGUUCCCAGCCCUAAAGAUAUUCAGCUCUGAGUGUGCUGUGAUAUCAAAGCUGACUAUCAUCAUCAUCAUCAUCACGAGUGCAGCAGCACUUUGUUCCAUCAAAGGCGGGCAGUGUUUCAUCAAACUCAUUUCCUUAAAAGCGAUUGUUCUUCGAUUCUUUAAACGCCACUGUUGUCCUGCCAAGACCCCCGUCUGUCCAGAGCAGAUUACUAUCAAAAGACCGGCCGAGCCAAGUGGUGCUUUAGCUGACAUGAGCAGAGAUCUGCUCAGUGUUAGGAGGAUGGCGCUGAAAGCAGACAAACCCCUAAAGGCCAGAUCUAAGAUGAGACCGUCUGAUUCAUGAACAGAAAAACAAAAGGACUAAACUUUGAUCAGUGAAGAACAAGAAAAACAAACAUAUGAACUACUUUUAAGGGGGGGCUUCUCCUUUUUUCUUAAUGUCACACACAUAGAAGCUUUAUAUUGAAUUUCUUUUCAAGGGUUACAGAUCAUGAAAAGGAACAAAUUGUUAAAAAUGUCACAGCUUUCGCAAAUGAUCAGCAGCUUAAAAGACGAAUGAUAGGAACACUCUUCAGUGAACUUUAAAUUAAAUUAAAUUGUGUAGCCUAAAUGACAUAUUUUAGGACACAUAAGCUAGUUCCAGACAGAAGUUCAUGUUUGCAUUCAACCACUCCCUAGCUAUUACAUUUUUAUUCUGUGGCAAGAAUGGAAGAUUUAACUUCCUAACUAUUAGUAUUUGUAUAGCUAGCAUUUUUUAAAGCUAGCUAACGGUUAUGUUAUUAUUUUUCAUGGACGUUUCACUAUUCUCUGUCGUCUUUGUUGCUGAUCAUUUGAUAAGUGGCUAAAUGAAAGUAUUUGUCAGGCUUCAUUUGUUUCUUCUAUUUACAAACCCCAAACACAGCCGUAGGGCAUUUUACAUCCUCUCUCUCAGAGAAUAAAAGACCACCAUGAGAGUAUGAUGAACUUUGUUAUCGUGCCAUCAUGCUGACUCGGCUCUGCAACAAAUCAUGACGAUGCAAAAAGUGUGUCUGAGCAGCGCCAGGUGAAACUUCUUUAGGAGUUUAAAUAACGUUUGAUCCCACAGUGGGAGGUUUUUGUAAUUAAUGACUCUUAAUUGUUAAAUGAGGUGUGGGGGCAUGAAUCAUCAAAGUAAACGAUGAUGACUCUGUUAGAUAAAAAAAAGCUGUAUUUUAAAAUCUGUACAGUGGUGGUAACAUGAGGAGGAAACAGAUUUUUCUACAAUAUGAACAAACUGUGAUUCCACUUGUUCGUCUUUCUUUCUCCGUCUGAUUCCUCCUGAUGUGGUUUCAGGGUUUCUGCUGCUCCUCUGACAAAGGGACCGAUCUGAGUGUGUCUUUCCAGAGCUGGGUGUUGUGCAAUGUAUAACUGUAAUUCUUUUCGAAUUUGAAGGGACACUUGACUUAAUGUUUUUAAGGUACCUUUGUUUUUAAUGUAAAUAGAAGCAAUUCCAAUCCAAUAAAAGGAUCAUUUUGUAAUAAAAUCUGUUUGAGACUGAA